Messenger RNA from Lagopus leucura (white-tailed ptarmigan), 1676 nucleotides. It is a transcript of the gene IP6K1, whose product is annotated as inositol hexakisphosphate kinase 1. Gene Ontology annotation, molecular function: inositol hexakisphosphate kinase activity. Bases 276 to 1580 code for a protein of 434 amino acids. Gene Ontology annotation, biological process: inositol phosphate biosynthetic process; phosphatidylinositol phosphate biosynthetic process. NCBI's taxonomy places the organism in Eukaryota, Metazoa, Chordata, Aves, Galliformes, Phasianidae. Gene Ontology annotation, cellular component: nucleus; cytoplasm. The record is from RefSeq and is a predicted model, not a curated record. The transcript has 7 exons.
AGGCUGCGUGCGGCGAGGAGCCCUCGGAGCGCGGCGGUGCCAUGAGAGCGGCAUGGCUGACUCGCUUCUGGCACCCCGCGCCCUCUUGGUUGCAGGAGGUUGGCUCCACAUCCCGGUGACUGUUCAACACAGAGAGUUUGGGUAACAUCUCUAAGAUCAUCACAAGGAAGCAGAUAGAGAGGGGGAAAACCUGGCUGCCUGAGCGCCGCUGAGCUGCAUCUCCCAGCCUUUGUGGCUCUCCCCAUGCUCCAAGAGUUCAACUGGUGCCCAACGCAAUGUGUGUUUGUCAAACCAUGGAAGUGGGCAAGUAUGGCAAGAAUGCCACUAAAUCUGGAGACCGGGGGGUGCUGCUGGAGCCUUUCAUUCACCAGGUGGGCGGCCACAGCAGCAUGAUGCGCUACGACGACCACACCGUCUGCAAGCCGCUCAUCACCAGGGAGCAGCGCUUCUAUGAGUCCCUGCCUCCAGAAAUGAAGGAGUUCACGCCUGAGUACAAAGGUGUGGUGUCUGUCUGUUUUGAGGGAGACAGCGAUGGCUACAUUAAUCUGGUGGCAUAUCCCUACAUGGAGAAUGAAGCUUUGGAGCAAGAUGACAUGCCAGAGAGGGACCAGCCACGACGCAAGCACUCGCGUCGGAGCCUUCACAGGUCAAGCAGUGGCACUGAGCACAAGGAGGAAAAACCUGGCCUGGCCAGUGACAGCACAGAAAGCAGCAUCCAGGAGGCAAAGAGUUCCAGGAUGGACUUGCACAUCCACUCGGAUGUUCCGUUUCAGAUGUUGGAUGGGAACAGUGGGCUGAGCUCUGAGAAGAUCAGCCAUAACCCCUGGAGCCUGCGCUGCCACAAGCAGCAGCUGAGCCGCAUGCGCUCGGAGUCCAAGGAGAGAAAACUCUACAAGUUCCUUUUGCUGGAGAACGUGGUGCAUCAUUUCAAGUUUCCCUGCGUGCUUGAUCUGAAGAUGGGGACCAGACAGCACGGAGAUGAUGCCUCUGAGGAGAAGGCUGCUCGGCAGAUGAAGAAGUGUGAACAGAGCACUUCUGCCACCUUGGGCGUGCGAGUGUGUGGGAUGCAGGUCUACCAGCUGAACACAGGGCAUUACUUAUGCAGGAAUAAAUACUAUGGACGUGGUCUUUCCAUCGAGGGCUUCCGCAAUGCCCUCUACCAGUAUCUCCACAAUGGCAUAGAGCUGCGCAAGGACCUCUUUGAGCCUGUCCUUGCCAAACUCCGAAGCUUGAAGGCAGUUUUGGAGAGACAGGCCUCCUACCGCUUCUACUCCAGCUCCCUUCUCAUCAUUUACGACGGAAAGGACAGCAGGGCAGAGAUGUUUGUGGAGUGCCACUCGGAGACGCGCCUGAAGCAGAUGGCCAGCUCUGUGCCGGAGAGCCUUCAGGAUGGCGGCAGCAUGGAGCCCAGCUCCCCCCCACACCCCAUGGUGGAUGUGCGUAUGAUUGACUUUGCACACAGCACAUUCAAAGGCUUCCGUGAUGACCCCACUGUGCAUGACGGACCUGACAGAGGUUAUGUGUUUGGGCUGGAGAGCCUCAUCAACAUCAUGGAACAGCUGCGUGAGGGAAACCAGUAGCUCUGGGCCAUGGCCGCUUAUUCUUGUCCUGGUGACUGGAGCAGACACGACCACCUCCUACCACGGGGAACAGCAGCCACUUCAGUUUUAGGACAA